Molecule: messenger RNA, 1436 nt
Organism: Hyaloscypha bicolor E
Lineage: Eukaryota; Fungi; Ascomycota; Leotiomycetes; Helotiales; Hyaloscyphaceae
Exons: 1
Coding region: 351-1118 (255 amino acids)
Source: RefSeq, a predicted model, not a curated record
AGGGAUGCUUCGCGGCCUUAAACCUAAGCAGCGGAGCAGUCGGGGUUUAAGAAACCCAUGUGUACGAGACCAGCUGGCUGACUGAAUACAAGAACACGCCUCAUCCUCCUGACCAGAAUCCCAAUCCCACUCAUCCUCAUCAUCUACAAGAAUACAACCCAAGAACAUCUAGAACAUUCACAACACUCAUCCACACGUCCCCGAAAGCCUACCAUCACAACGCCGAACAACAUUUUUGAUUACUUGGACGCCCUUGACAAAGCCCCUCGGCCCGCUCACCGGAGCCUGCCUCGCCAAAAAAGAUAGCUGCCUUGAGUCACUCAACAACAACACCCACAUACAAAGCAGCCAUGUCGACCACUUCUCGAUCACCCCUCUCCCACUCCUCAUCAGCAUCGCCAUUGAAGCGAAAAGCAAUGUCGGUCACGCAAACAUACUACCUCGCUCACACUGCCCGCGGCAAGCUCUCUCACGAGGCUGCUAAGGCAGAUCACAACCUCCGCCUGCUCGUCGGCCACGCCAACCUCCUCGAUUCAUUGAUGCUCGACCUCGCAGAAGCUGAGCAGGAGCAAGAGAGCUGGUUCAACCAAUCCGUCAAGAAGGCCAGCAAGACAGAGGAGCCAAAGCACAUCCAAUGGGCUGACGCCGUUGUCGAAGAUCCCGAAGAGGACUGGCAAGCAGAGGACGCCGACUCUUCAGACUCAGAAAGCGAAUACGAUUCAGAUGACGAUAUGGAGAUGGAAGCUGGUGUCGUCUCAUUGCAACGGGUUCAAUCACAUAACAUCAUCGCGUCGGUAUCGAGUGUGGAUGAGGAGGAAUAUGAAGAUGACGAGGAGGACUACGAGGGGCUUCAAUUACAUCUCACACCAUCACACUCCGCCCACCCUCCUGAGCUAGAUCACGACUCCGACUCAUCAGAAGACGAAUCAAUGCCUCCAUCGCCUCCGUCAGACUCCCUCUCCAGCUUUUCCGAGAAACAGCAAAUCGCAACAACAUCCUUCUACGCCAAGCAACAACAAUCAAUACCACCGUCCGAGCAACAAGCCUUCUUUGAAGAAGGCUUCUACCUCCCUCAACGACCGCAACAGAGUUUAAUAUCCGCAAUCAGCGUCUACUAAACUCCUCGGUUCUCGGACAUUGGCAUUCACGGCAUUGGCAUAUUAGCGAUUUGAGCGUUUUCUCAGCGAAGCAUUGGGCGGUGUUUAGAAGCACAAAAAUACCACUUCUUGUUUUUCAUUUGCAUACACGUGGGGAUCUCAGGAUUGUAAGAAAGAGAUGAGAGGAAAUCGGUUCACACCACUCAGGUGCAAGGAGUUGAAGGGAGGGCGAUUUCCUAAGGUCUUUCAUGCUCCCUCGAUUCGAGGUUGAGCGAUCUCAAAAUAAUAGAUACAGUAGCAUCAAUCACAAACAUCUCAAAAAACAAUUACAUCAAUUCC